GAUGGAUGUCCGCCUGUCCUGUCUAUUUAUCCAUAGAACUUUUUAUCAUUUCUUUAUAAUAAACAACAGUCCAAACUCCAAAGGACGUAACAUUUAUUUCUUAGAAGAAAUUAACUACCUUUCGAGUUUAUUUUUUAAUUGUAUCAAACUACCAAAAUGAGUUUAGUUGCUAAUACUGGAAAAUUGGCCGGCCGUACGCUGUUCGUUACUGGCGCCUCUCGAGGUAUUGGUAAAGCUAUUGCUUUAAAAGCUGCGAAAGAUGGAGCAAACAUCGUUGUAGCAGCGAAGACCGCUGAACCACAUCCUAAAUUACCAGGAACUAUUUAUACGGCCGCUGAAGAAAUUGAAGCUCUAGGAGGGAAAGCAUUGCCUGUUAUUGUUGAUGUAAGAGAUGAAAAGCAAGUUCAGAAAGCUGUUGAUGAGGCAGUCAAGAAGUUCAAUGGCAUUGACAUACUGGUCAACAAUGCAUCUGCAAUUUCUCUCACCGGCACCGAACACACUGAUAUGAAGAGAUAUGAUCUCAUGCACAAUAUCAAUACAAGGGGAACAUUCUUGGCAUCCAAAUUAUGCCUUCCCUAUCUUAAAAAUAGUGAUCAUGCUCACAUCUUGAAUUUAUCACCACCUCUGAAUAUGAAUCCUCAUUGGUUUGCUGUCCAUGUGGCAUACACAAUGGCUAAGUACGGAAUGUCAAUGUGCGUACUAGGAAUGAGUGAAGAAUUCAAACAAUUCAACAUUGGUGUCAAUGCACUCUGGCCUAAGACAGCUAUCGCAACUGCAGCUAUAGAAAUGUUGACGGGUGAUACGUCAAGUAGCCGUAAGCCAGAAAUAGUGUCUGAUGCGGCAUACUAUAUGUUGUGCAAAAACCCCAAAUCAUUCACUGGCAAUUUUGCCAUCGACGAAGAUAUAUUACAAGAGGCUGGUAUUAACGAUUUAACACCGUAUGCUUGUGAUCCAAAGAACGUGGAUAACCUAUUGAUGGACGGCUUCCUGGACGACCCGCGCUCGGUGAGCGACCAUAUGAAACUGUCCAGCGGAUUAGUACGCGGUUAUCACACUUCCGCCGCUCGCUAUAAGGAGGUUUGUCGCGUUCACAUAUUACUGACCCCCCAUAAGCUAAUUUUCUUUCAAACAUACCAAUAGAAUAAGGGAGACUUUUCUUAAAAGUACGAUUAACCAGUUAUGAAUAAGUACGCGGUUACCACACUUUGUCGGUUUGUCGAACAAACACAAUGUAUGUACAGUCGCGGUAUGAGAGGGCUUCAACAAUUUUUUAACGUCUUCGACAGUUUUACUACUAAUUCCCUGAAAAUCCUGCGAGCACUUAUAACUUUCGUAAAAACCAGACUGUUAAAGAAAAUAAAUUUAACUGUUCGAUAACAAAUCCAGGUUGUUGAUAUUUCUUUUGGCUAAGAUUUUAAUAUUUAAAAAAAAAGUUAAUUUGUUUAAUGAACAAGAAACCCUUUGUUUUUAUUAUAGCUAUUCUGUUUGUAACAUGUUUUAAGAAUAAUGAUCUUAACUAUUGUCAUAUUUUGUUUGUAAGGUUACACUUUAAUUAAAAUGUUAGCAGCACUGUUUUCUGUGCUUGAUAUGUUGGCAAAAUUGAUUCUGGCACCAGUGCAAAUGACCGCUGGAGUUAAGGUAACGAAACUUUUCAUUUCGCGACUGUAUAUACAUACAGUACAGACAGAAACAUUCUGAUGUAGCCUUUUUUUCUUUCACCUAUCCUAACUAAACACUAAGAAGGGUCAUUGGUCCAACAAGAUGACCCUUUGGCCCAACAUGAUGGCCUUUUGGCCCAGCAUGAUGGCCCUUUAGCCCAGCAUGAUGGCUCAGAAGUUGAC
This is a messenger RNA of Chilo suppressalis (striped riceborer), 1841 nucleotides long. Lineage: Eukaryota; Metazoa; Arthropoda; Insecta; Lepidoptera; Crambidae. The record is from the annotation of a GenBank genome assembly.